CACACAACUCUUAUCAUCAGCUGGAGGGCGAGGAUUUGCAGAGAGGGACGAGAACACCGCCGACGCCGGAGCGCAGAUAGAGACAGAAGAAGGGUCUCGACCCCAAACGUCCCCCAUGCCUUCUCUCCGCAGAUGCUGCCUGUCCCGCUGAGUUACUCCAGCUUUUUGUGUCUAUCUUCGGUUUGAACAAGCAUCUGCAGUUCCUUCCCACACAUUCAAAUGGGAUACCUGUCGAGAUUGUGAUUGUGAGCAGCGAGAGCUUGUGAGUUGCAACGACAGCCAAACGCCGCUCCUUCUUGACUCUCACUUGGAAAGAUGUGUGUGUGUGUGGACGCGGUUGGAUGCUGCAUCUUGCAAAGCGGCGGGCUGCAGUUUAUUUAGGGGGACGGCGAGUCUAAAGGUUUGGUUCAACGACCGGUUAAUUUGUUUCAGGCGGGGUGGCGGGGCAUCGGAUUGAGAAACAGUGCGAUCGCAGCAACUUCCUCUCUUAUGAAGUGGCUGCGUGCAAGAAGGCUGUAGCUGUGGGCUUUUGAGCAUUUUGCAAACAGCGGUCUGGCGCGUGUCAGCUCAUGAGGAUAUACAUACAUAUAUAUAUAUGUGUGUCAUCUGAUGUUCGAAGGCUUUGGGAGCCGCUGUUCAUUCACUUUGAUGGUUCUGUUAGAUUCCAAACAGUGCAACAGAAAGGAAGGGAAUUUCAGCAGAGACUGACUGACUAACUCCUCUUGUCGCUUUGCUUGAGCGCCGUGUGGGCAUUUCUGGCGAUGCCGAUGUGGGCUCCAGCGCUCUGUAUCGCGUCCCUGGCUGUGCUGGCUCUGUUGGCCCGGCGAUGGCUCGCUCAGUAUUUUCAGGACGGGUCGGACAGCGACCAUGCCCCGCGGCUGAUCUGCAAACCGUCGGCGCUGGCCAAAUACCUGCUCAAAACGUGCCUGGCCGUGAGAGCGGGGUCCCAGCCCCGCUGGCUGUGGAGCAGGUUGCCUCACCUGCAGACGGUGUGGAGUGGGGUGUGGACAGCGGGCGCGGCCGUACACUUCACCCGGGAUUACCUGCAGUUGGCGGACGAGGGUCUGGUGGCGCUGGACUGGGCAGUGGCGGCGGCCGGCACCAGGAGGCGAACUUCCAGCAAUUCCCCAGCGCCCAUCGUCCUUGUCAUCCCCAACUCCUUCGGCAAGAUCACCAGCAAUGUCAUCAAGCUCUGUGCCUCAGCCCUGGAUUGUGGCCAUCGGCCAGUAAUAUUUAAUAGAAGAUGCCAGAAUGGAUGCCUUUUGACGACACUGAAGCUGCAGCAGUUUGGUGAUCCAUCUGAUCUCAGAGAAGCAGUCAGAUACAUUCGAUACAAACAUCCAAGUGCCAGGCUCUUCACUGUAAGCGAGAGCACAGGUGCUGGGCUGUUGCUCUCCUACCUUGGCGAGUGUGGAUCCUCCAGCUAUGUGACAUGUGCUGCCUGCAUCUCACCCAUCUUCAGAUGCCAGGAGUGGUUUGAGAAAGGAUCGCCCUGGCUUUAUCAUUGGCUUCUGCUCCUUUAUCAAAAAACUUGGCUGAGCAGGUACACCACUGCACUGGGUGAGAUCAUUGACAUGGAGAAGUUGUUUGCUACACAGACUCUGAAGGAGCUUGAGGAGGCGCUGUUCUGCCAAACAAAGAAGAGCAACUUGACGUGGGACGCGUACUGGGAGAAGAACGACCCUCUACGAGACGUGGACGAGGUCGCGGUGCCGGUGCUGUGCAUUUGCAGCCAGGAUGACCCCUGCCGAGGGGACGCGGACACAACCCUGCCCUUCGAGCUAUUCGAAACCAACCCACAUUUCUUCCUCCUGCUGACCAAACAUGGUGGCCACUGCGGCUUCUUGAAGAGCAGGUCCUCCGCAUGGAGCCACGAAGUGUUGCUGGAGUAUUUUAAAUCUGUCAGUGAAUUCUUCGUGACAGAGGAAAGGACAAAAAGUUUAUCAAAAAGGAAAUGUGCCGGAGCUGUAAACUCUAUGUCUUACAAAUGCGGCAGAGGUAAUAGCAACAGAGGGGACGCAUUUUGCUCUCACAAUAUUCAUGAAAUUUUCAGCUGGCAGAGGUCCUACACCAGGUGAUUGAAAAUUAGGAUCCAUCAGGAAAUUACGGUUCUUGUUGACUUUAAAAGUAAAGUUAAUGCAGCUCUGUUUUACACGCACCAUAAAAUGCCAUGUCGUUAGUGUGGACACGGGAGCAGCAAUUUUAAGUGUUAUUGAGGAUUAGACUUUUUAUUUGGUAACUUAAUUUCCAGGCAGCUAGAAAAAGAAGAAUAUACCCAUUCUUUUUCGUGGAGAUGAAUCUACAACAUUUCAAUGCUUAAGAUGGAACUGCAGAUGCGGGAAAAAUCGAAGGUAGAUAAAACUGCUGGAGAAACUCAGCGGGUGAGGCAGCAUCUAUGGAGCGAAGG
Messenger RNA from Amblyraja radiata (thorny skate), 2407 nucleotides. It is a transcript of the gene abhd15a, whose product is annotated as abhydrolase domain containing 15a. The transcript is spliced from 3 exons. NCBI's taxonomy places the organism in Eukaryota, Metazoa, Chordata, Chondrichthyes, Rajiformes, Rajidae. Gene Ontology annotation, biological process: lipid metabolic process. Bases 762 to 2078 code for a protein of 438 amino acids. Gene Ontology annotation, molecular function: short-chain carboxylesterase activity; monoacylglycerol lipase activity. The record is from RefSeq and is a predicted model, not a curated record.